Messenger RNA from Vollenhovia emeryi, 1034 nucleotides. RefSeq lists its product as uncharacterized. Lineage: Eukaryota; Metazoa; Arthropoda; Insecta; Hymenoptera; Formicidae. The record is from RefSeq and is a predicted model, not a curated record. The transcript is spliced from 2 exons. The coding region runs from base 1 to 324 and encodes 107 amino acids.
AUGCCGCGACGCGCAGCUUGGAAGCUGUCCGGGAUAGCGGAAGGUAGGGUGGAGGAUGCUUCUGUUUUCAUUGUUCUUCCUCCACGCCGUGGACAACCGUGUCAUUUGGCGAGGGCGGAGGGUGCCACCGCGUCCUGUUGGACCACGCGUGUCUCGUCGCCGAACGCGCAUCCCUCGGAAUGUACCGACGAUGAAAGACCGAGUAUGAUCGGGGAGUGCGUUACCUUCGUAAAACCGGAUAGCACGGAGCACUCGCGAGUGCCUCGCUCCCACUCGUGUUUUUACACUCGUGUGCUCGACCUCUUGACCGGCGGAGGAUCAUAAUGCUAGAGCCGGUUCUGGGAACGUUGUCGAUCUGGUGGUUGGUGGUGUACGCCAACAUUUUGCUGCUCCUGUCGCCCUUGGUGUUGCUGAUGAUCGUCUUCCUCCCGAACUUCCCGAUCUUGCUGCUGCGGCGAAUCUGUUACAUACCGAUCGAGUCGAUCUGACCGAAAUUAAAUCGCCGAUCGGUUUGCCGCUCGGCGAUUUAUCGGAUAUGUCGCGUGUGCCAGGUGCGCGAUCGCGCGAUACGCGGCCGACGUUACGUUACCUUAUCGCGGCGCGCACUUGGAACAAAUUUAUCACGUAGGUUGUACAUAGUAAACGUUGCGUGCCGCUCGAGAACCAUCAAAAUGAGUGCUCGAGUGAUCGCGAACUUUGGCGGUUUUGGUUGAGAUUUCCGUUGCUCACGUAGUUUUCUAAGUAUUUAUGUGUCCUAGAUCGUUGCGAUUUAUAAUAGCCACGCGUUAAGCUCGUUCUACAAUGGACGCAAAGCGCAAGGCGCUAAGCCGCAACACGAGAAAUCGACCAAUCACAGUCAAAUGCGAGAAGAAUGAUCGACCGUCACUGGCCGAUUUCUCGCGUUGCAGCGUCUUGCGUUUUGCGUCCAUUGUAAAAUAAGCUUUGAAACAAUGGACGCAAGAUGCCGAUUGUAAGCCGCAGCGCAAGAAAUCGGCCAAUGGCAGUCGAUCAAUCUUCUAAUAUUUGACUGUGAU